AUGUUGGCCCAUAACGAACAAGCCAUGGCCGCCGCUGCCGAUGUCACCACCGCCGCCGCCGUCGCCGCUGGUCUGAGCGCCUCGAAUGCAGAUGCAUCGUUGAAGACCAAGACCCAUCUCCAAGUCGAUCAACUGAAAUCAUCAUCGCUGGGCGGUCUCCAAUCCUCCGCCUCGUCAACCCAUACUGUCGCCAGCAACCACUCCCACGGCUCCUCCCACUCCCAGCAAAGCCACCACCACAGCCAUUACCCGCAGCAGUCUCACCCGGGUAUCCACCACAGGGCCUACCACCCAGACCCAGAACUGCUCUAUCACGACACUGGAAUCGAUUACAACCAUGUCCUCAUGAACCGUAACGCGUCGGUCGCAAAGUUGUACGAGGAUGCAUUGAGAUAUGAGGAGGGGACGAUUAUCUCGAGUGCCGGAGCGUUGGUGACGUCUUCGGGAAAGAAGACGGGUCGGUCGCCCAAGGAUAAGCGAAUUGUGGAUGAGUCGUCGACGAGUGAGGAUAUCUGGUGGGGACCUGUGAACACAAAGUUGAGCGAGCAUGCGUUUUUGAUUAACCAUGAGAGGGCGGUGGAUUAUUUGAAUACCAGGGAGAGGCUGUAUGUCUUUGAUGGGUAUGCUGGCUGGGAUCCCAAGUACAGGAUCAAGAUUCGUGUGGUCUGUGCCCGAGCAUACCACUGUCUCUUCAUGCGCAACAUGUUAAUCCGCCCCACUGACGACGAACUCGAAGAAUUUGGCGAACCCGACUUCACGAUCCUCAACGCAGGCGCCUUCCCCGCCAACCGCUACACGACCGGCAUGACAUCCACCACCUCUGUCGACAUCAAUUUCAAACGUCGCGAGAUGGUGAUCUUGGGGACCGAGUAUGCGGGGGAGAUGAAGAAGGGAGUUUUCACAAUCAUGCAUUACUUGAUGCCCAAGGCUGGGGUUCUGUCGUUGCAUUCUUCGGCGAAUCAGGGCCAGGAAAAGGAUGAUGUGACGUUGUUCUUUGGGUUGUCGGGCACGGGCAAGACGACGCUCUCGGCGGACCCGCGGAGGCAUCUGAUUGGAGACGAUGAGCACUGUUGGUCGGACAAGGGCGUCUUCAACAUCGAGGGUGGAUGUUAUGCCAAGUGUAUUGAUCUUUCGGAAGAGAAGGAGCCCGAGAUCUUUGGAGCGAUCCGGUUUGGAUCGGUCCUCGAGAACGUCGUCCUGGACGAGGAUACGCGUCAAGUCGAUUAUAAGGACAACUCCCUUACCGAGAACACGCGUUGUGCUUACCCGAUCGAGUAUAUCCCAAACGCGUUGAUCCCCUGUAUGGCCGGGCACCCCAAGAACAUCAUCAUGUUGACCUGUGAUGCCUUUGGUGUCCUCCCUCCCGUGUCUCGUCUGACCCCUGCCCAGGCCAUGUAUCACUUCAUCUCAGGUUUCACCGCCAAGAUGGCGGGCACCGAAGACGGCGUCACCGAACCCGAAGCGACCUUUUCUGCAUGCUUCGGACAACCCUUCCUAGUCCUCCACCCAACCCAAUACGCGACCAUGCUGGCCUCCAAGAUCGAGGAGCACAAGGCCGACGUCUGGCUCAUCAACACCGGCUGGACAGGAGGAGCCUACGGAAAGACCGGCCAACGCAUCUCCCUCAAAUACUCCCGAGCCAUCAUCGACGCCAUCCAUUCCGGAGAACUCAAGAAGGCAGAGUACCAGACCUACCCAGUGUUCGGACUAGAGAUCCCCAAGGCGAUGGCUGGUAUCCCCGGGGAUGUGUUGAACCCUGCGGAGGCUUGGAAGGGUGCGGAGGCGAAGAAGGACUUUGAGGGGACGGUGACGAAAUUGGCGGAAUUGUUUAGGGAGAAUUUCGCAAAGUAUGCAGAUCAGGCUUCGGAGGACGUCAUUGCUGCUGGACCCAAGGUCUAG
This is a messenger RNA of Linnemannia hyalina, 1899 nucleotides long. Lineage: Eukaryota; Fungi; Mortierellomycota; Mortierellomycetes; Mortierellales; Mortierellaceae. The record is from the annotation of a GenBank genome assembly.